AUGCUGCCUCUUCUGCUCAUCUGUCUCCUUCCUCACACUGAUGGAAAGAACUGUUUCCUCUGCUGGCCAGAGCUGCCCCCCUUAGUAGACUAUGACCUGCAGAUUCUCUGGGGUACCCCACAGCCACCAACAGAACUCACCCAAAGCCUUCACUCCCUCUUCACAGAGGAGAAUAAUAUCCUUAAACCUCAUUUUCUUGAUCGUGACCAUCUGGAAGAAGAGACAGCCAAAUUCUUCAAUCAAGUAGACCAAGCCAUUAGGAAGUUACGGGAUGAUAAAGCGGUACUUCUGGAAGAGAUCCAUUUGCAGAAGACCCUCUUUUCUGAGAAGCUGAAUGAAAGAUACAAGGAGCUGAAGGAGAAGGCCUGCAAUAAGUCCUGUGACAUACACUCCACAUUGGAGGUCACAGAAUGUGCUGACUGCAGGACUCACUUCCUCUCCUGUAAUGACCCCGCCAUCUGCCCAGCCAGAAACCCGGAGAUCUUCAAGUGGGCUCUGAGCCUCGGCCUGGCUCUACUCCUGGCCAUAGCUGGAGAUUUUACUUUUUCUGGCACAGGAGGAAGAAGAAGGAGCAAGAAAAGGUACUACAAAAGGAGGCCCCUGAUAGAUUCUAGGGCUUCCGAGGAGGGAAAAGCUAAAGAGCUGGAUGUGCCCAUGGGGAGGAGGGCCUAG
Molecule: messenger RNA, 672 nt
Organism: Cynocephalus volans (Philippine flying lemur)
Lineage: Eukaryota; Metazoa; Chordata; Mammalia; Dermoptera; Cynocephalidae
Gene: TEX51
Product: testis expressed 51
Exons: 7
Coding region: 1-672 (223 amino acids)
Source: RefSeq, a predicted model, not a curated record